This is a messenger RNA of Podospora bellae-mahoneyi, 960 nucleotides long. RefSeq lists its product as uncharacterized. The record is from RefSeq and is a predicted model, not a curated record. Lineage: Eukaryota; Fungi; Ascomycota; Sordariomycetes; Sordariales; Podosporaceae. The transcript has a single exon. Bases 1 to 960 code for a protein of 319 amino acids.
AUGAUGUGCCAGCUCACUGCUCGAUCCUGGUGGAACGUCGUGCUGGGAAUCUUGGAUGGGGCCGAGGAAGAAUCGGCCAGCGACAGAGAACGGGCGGUCAGACAGCUUUCCAUGAGCGAAUCUGGCUUCUUGGAAGCGGUCCCUUACGUUGUUGCCGCAGAGGUGACUUCUAUUGCCUGUUUUGUCUUUUCCCGCCAUCGAGAGAUGCUCAUGGACUUUUACGAGGAGUUGUUCAAGUUUGGGAAGGCAUACACACCAACUGAGGAGGAAGUAGGUGAGGAGAUGGAGCCCGAUGGCCAACCGCACUCAAACCGUGAGUUCACGUAUGAUGAGUGGGAGAAGGAGAAUUUGCUAUACUUGUCGUCAGCCGUGGGCUUGGGACUUGGCUAUCUCGAGAAGGUGCAGGGUCUGUCAGACAUGGCCCGACCAUCGUGGUUCCGAUUGAUUCUCGGCAACUUUCAACCGGCCGAGCACUCUCAUGUUCUGAGACUGAUGAAAACGUGGAAUGAGGUUGUUGGACCGGUUCAAGAACAAGGCGGCACGUUUGAGGCGGAAACGCCGGUGCGGAUGCCGCCGCAACCACAACCUGGCUCGUCAGUCCGAACAUCUUACGGUGCUUCGAGUUACCCGGGAUAUCAUCACAUCUUUUCCGGCCAAGCGAGGUCGUCGUAUUAUGUCACUAAUCUCAUGGAACAUGGCUGGCCGUUUUGGGAUUUGGAUAGGACAGUUGCUUUGGAGCCCAGCCUGGAGCUAGAACCAGCGUACUCGGAGAGCAAUUGGAGGGUGUUGCACACCGGCAGAAACGACAAUCCCCUUCGGAAUCACCCAUUUUGGCUGCCCGAGCAUGGAUGGCGGCCAAUAAUUACGAAAAUGCUUUUCCCCAAUUUUGAUGCCUCAACUCCAUUCGAUCAACUGGAUUUUGACAUGAUCAAGAUCGGGUCGGGUCAUGGUCGUCGAUGA